GCCAGUAGAGCACCUUUGCUGAAAGGUUGAGGCUAGUUUUACACUUUGGUACCAACUUAAAUUUUUAACUUCCGUUUUUUUCGACUAUUUUUAAAGGGGAUACACGUUUGUCUCGUAAAUCAGACAUUUUUGGUGUGGUAUCAUCAGUUUGUGGAGCUUAAAGGUUUAUUAGGAUGUCUGGAUCAGGGAGAAUCCCAGGACAGUGAAGCUGCCAGAUGUAAUAAUGGACAUUUUUUGUUGAGAAGCAGAGCUUGUGUUCUUUAUUGUCAUCAUUCGCGAUGGGUCAGCGACUCAGUGAGGAUUCGGACGAUAAAGAGAUUGAUGCUGCUGAACUGCAGGAGUGGUAUAAAAAGUUUGUGGUUGAAUGUCCGAGCGGAACCCUCUUCAUGCACGAGUUCAAGAGCUUCUUUGGUGUAACUGAAAACCCAGAAGCCGCCGAUUAUAUAGAAAACAUGUUUCGUGCAUUUGAUAAAAAUGGGGACAACACUAUUGAUUUUCUGGAAUACGUUGCGGCCUUGAAUCUAGUGCUGCGAGGAAAGUUGGAGCACAAACUGAAAUGGACUUUUAAAAUGUAUGACAAAGAUGGGAGCGGCUGCAUCGACAAAACAGAGCUCAAGGAGAUUGUGGAGUCAAUCUACCGACUAAAGAAAGCCUGCCAUGGUGAACUUGAUGAAGAGUGUAACCUACUGACCCCAGAUCAGGUGGUGGACCGAAUAUUUGAGCUAGUGGAUGAGAAUGGAGAUGGGGAGUUGUCUCUGGAUGAGUUCAUUGAUGGGGCACGACGUGACAAGUGGGUCAUGAAGAUGCUGCAAAUGGACGUGAACCCCGGGGACUGGAUCAAUGAACAGAGACGCCGCAGCGCCAACUUCUGAGCUCCAUUUUCAUCAAAACAACCCUUAACAUAAGCCUACCCCUUAACUAACAUAUACACAGCAUGCAUAGUUUCUCAAGUUCAGUCUUAGUCGUGGUUCAUUCAAGUGAAUUUAAGCCAUCAGCACUUUUUUUUUAAUGUAGUGGUGAUUUAUUCCAUCUACAUGUAAAUAUUCAUGUUUUCUUUAUUGUUUCUUUCAUUCUUGUUGUUAGGAUUUGUGAAAGGCUCACUUUCACGACUGACUGGAUUUCUGACUUUUAUUAUUAUUAUUCUUCAGAUGAGGUGCAUCUGAGUUUACUGUAUGUGGCAAAUUACUCAAAUUUAUAAACAACCAAUUAACUUCAAAUUGGCAUAUCUGGUGUUUGUAAAUACAUGAAUAUUGUAAAGAAUGAAGUCUCCGGAAGGUCACAAUUGUAAAAGUAUUUGCAUUUGUAAAUGUCUCAAAAAUAAAAACUCAUCAAUUAUAAAUUUAAUGUACUAUUAAUGAAUUUGUAUUUUUUUCAUUUAUUACAAGGUCAUGCUUGUGUUUGGAA
Messenger RNA from Onychostoma macrolepis, 1404 nucleotides. It is a transcript of the gene guca1b, whose product is annotated as guanylate cyclase activator 1B. Gene Ontology annotation, cellular component: cone photoreceptor outer segment; photoreceptor inner segment. Gene Ontology annotation, molecular function: calcium sensitive guanylate cyclase activator activity; calcium ion binding. The transcript is spliced from 4 exons. The record is from RefSeq and is a predicted model, not a curated record. Bases 279 to 872 code for a protein of 197 amino acids. Lineage: Eukaryota; Metazoa; Chordata; Actinopteri; Cypriniformes; Cyprinidae. Gene Ontology annotation, biological process: visual perception.